UUCAAGUGCAAUUAUGAGUGGCGUGAUCAAUGCCUCCGGUGUGGCAAGGACAAAGGCGGCCCCAGUCAGCGCGUGGUCCAGCCUCGCGGGGUCUGGGCUGGUGGCGUCUCCCCUUCCGUGCGUGCGCCCAAGCCGAAGGGACUUCCGCCCCUCACCGACGAGCAGGUCCGUGCCUAUGCCGCCAUGGACCCCGCUGCGUAUGAGGCCGUGGCGGGCACGCUCACCCAGUCGGCGCGGGACCGCAUCCUGCACCAGCGGGGCCUCCUCUCGGGUGAUCCGCAGCUGGUGUCGAGGGCAGCGCAGAAGGAGAGUGAUGUGCUCACGGAUCGGCUCGGCAAAGUGCAGAAGAAGUUCGAUAAGGCGCAGGAGAAUCUGCAACGAGCUGUCCGCUGGGCAGCAGAAGUUGGUGCUGAGCUUGAGGGGCUCCAGCAGCAGCAGAAGGAGGCGGCCGCGCGCGGGGCAGCAGCGCUGGCGCGGGUGGGCGGCGCGGCCGCCGCCGCGCCUUGCACGCCGCCUGGCCAGUGCGACGGGUUGCUCCAGCAGGCGAGGCUGCUCGGUGACAUCGAGCUCGAGGCCGAGCUCACGGAGGUGGCGGCGCAGCUGGCGCACGCUCAGCAGGAGCUGCAGGCGAAGGCCGCGCAGGCCCAGCACCCCCCCCCUGCGGCGCCCGCUGGCACCGCCCCGUCUGGCGGUGCCCAGCCUGGCGCAGCCAGCGCGGGCCUCCCCUCGGGAUGCGGCUUCGCGGCAGCAGGGUCAGCGGGCGCAGGGCAGCAUGCGCCGCCUGCUGCAGACACUGUGGGCGGUGCUGACCAUGAUGUGCGUGCCCGUGCAUGGGCAAGCCGCAACGAGCAGAAGCUGCUCGAAGCCUGUGCCAGCGCAGUCGGCGACGACGAUGACAUGGACCUCGACGAGGGCGCCAAGCGGGCCAUCAAGCAGCGGGCCAUCGAGCUGUUCGGCCAGGAGCAGGCGUUGCGCAAGACAGGAUGGAAGGCAGCCAUCAAUCCUGCCGUCCGUGCUGGCGCCGCUGAUGGCGCCUCAGACAGCUUAGCGGGCCUAUCUGGCGGCACCAUGAUAGCUACGCCUGCUCGCUAUGGGCUCAGCCAGCCAGAGGGCCUCUCCCAUUGCGUGUGCCCAGCCAGAGCCUCGCUGUUGCAUCUGAGCCAUGGUCCGAAAGGAGGUCUGCUGGUUGGCACCAUGUACUUGCACGACUCCGAGGACCUCAGUGAAAGGAACUGGCGUAUCUUCUGCGACAUGGGUCAGGCAGUCAAGAGCUCAGGUCUACCUUUCAUCCUCAGUGCAGACUGGCAGGUGACGCCCGAGGAGCUCAUGGAGAGUGGCUGGGUGGCAGGCAUUG
Messenger RNA from Prorocentrum cordatum, 1354 nucleotides. The record is from the annotation of a GenBank genome assembly. Lineage: Eukaryota; Dinophyceae; Prorocentrales; Prorocentraceae.